This is a messenger RNA of Dreissena polymorpha, 3744 nucleotides long. Its product is annotated as neuropeptide receptor 15-like. Gene Ontology annotation, cellular component: membrane. Bases 386 to 1606 code for a protein of 406 amino acids. The transcript has 2 exons. Gene Ontology annotation, biological process: G protein-coupled receptor signaling pathway. The record is from RefSeq and is a predicted model, not a curated record. NCBI's taxonomy places the organism in Eukaryota, Metazoa, Mollusca, Bivalvia, Myida, Dreissenidae. Gene Ontology annotation, molecular function: neuropeptide Y receptor activity.
AAAUUAUAUUUACAGUGACUUGCAUUCCUUAUCUCUGGUGAUGUGUGGGUUAUCUCAACGGCUAAUGAUAAUACAAUAUUUAAAUUAAAAAGGCAGAUGGUUAUUUUAUGGAGACGUCAUCAUAUUAUGAUCAGAUAUCAUUCGGUCAUUUUCGGAGUUUAUUAAGAGGACGCAGUUGUGGGUGCCAGCGGAUGUUUUACUGUUGAUUAUAAAGAAUUUUUUCUUGUUCAAAAGAAACUUAUUUAUUGAAGUUCAUGUUGGAAGAAAAGUGUAUUAUAAGGAACAUUACAUUUUUUGAUUUCAAUUAUAAAGUUAUUUGAAAAUUUUGCAAUAUAACAUUCUAACUGUUUUAAAAGAAAAAGUUGCUAUAAUAAAAGUUACAAACAUGUCUUCGAACGAAUCAGUAUCAUCACAAUCGAUAUUAAAUUCUAACAAUUUAUCCUAUGCCAUGAAAAGUAACACUAGUGAUAUAAUAUCUACCAGCUUUGGAUCGGGUAACAUUUAUAAUAACUGGAGUGUCAACGUGUCAACACCGAGUGCUUUAGAAGAGCCUGCCUCAAGAGAAGUCAUUGUUCUACUUUCUAUUUUGUUCAUUGUGAUAGGAACGGUCGGGUUGAUUGGCAAUAGCCUCGUUAUUAUUGUUAUUCUUCUGGACAGAAAAAUGCGGCAAUCAGUGACCAAUAUUUUCAUAAUGAACUUAGCAACGGCGGACUUCCUAAUUAUGUUGGUCGGGGUGCCUGAAAUUAUACAGUUCAUGAUGAACAGAGGCUGGUUGCUUGGCGAAGCACUUUGCAGGAUCAACCGAUUUAUUGUGGUCGUCAGCCUGUAUGUCUCGAUUCUGUCGCUUGUGUCCGUAUGUAUUGAAAGAUUUGUGGCAAUUGUGUAUCCAUUGAAAGCCCACCUUCUUUGUGGAAGGAAGAAAAUAGUGUUUGCCAUUCUGCUAAUCUGGCCCGUAUCCAUAGCGUGUGGUCUACCUACGGUUCUCUACAAUACAUUGGCUUCUCCGGACCCUGAGGUACACUUCAAGCACUGCUUCAUCCGCUUUCCGGAACUUCGAUAUCACACCGUGUUUGAUUAUUCGCAGUUCGUGUUGUUUUAUUUCGUCCCAGUCACUGUUCAGAUUAUACUGUAUGCAGUGAUAGGUAAGAAACUCUACGCAAGUACGGAAGAGCUUCAUGCGCGCUUUCAGAUGAGAAAAGAUAACAGAUUGAAGAAAGAAAAAAUAAAAUCAUCGGACACAAUCAAAGCAAGGAAAGAUGUGGUGAAAAUGCUUGCUGCAAGUGUACUUGUUUACAUAAUCUGCUACGCUCCACCGCAGAUUUUACUGAUGUACACAACAUUUGCGACAAAACCAUUUCAACCCACCUGGUCCUUCCAAGUUUUUAGUAUUAUAAUUUCAAACGUUAAUUCUGCUGCUAAUCCUAUUCUGUAUAGUAUAUUCAGUCAGAACUUUAGAAAAAACUUCAGGAAAUACCUGUUUUAUUUCUGUCUCCCCAAGCCAGCAGAAUAUCAAAGAGCCUGUCAGGACUCAAGUAACGAAUCAAGAAUAAUGUCUCGGAAGGUUGGAUCCGUAAUGAGUAGGUCGACGACAUUUUCACGAGUGUAAACAUACGCUUAGGCGUUUCAUUUAAAUAUUUAGAAAAAUAUAAGUAUGUUGAAACUUAACGUAAGUCACAAUGAACGUGAAAAAUUAACUUUGCAAAAGUAAUAGUAGAUGCAGAUUAACGAUUGUAAUAUUAGUAUAAUCUGGAAAAGCAACAACUGUAUAAAUUGAGUAAUUCGGUACAUACAAGGAAUGAAUGACAUCAAGAAUCAUCGUAUUUUUCCUGACGAUUUAAUACAAAAGAUUUUGGAAAUUAAUAUUGUUGUAAUAUUAAGAAAAUAUAGUUUGAUUUUACAAACAUAGCGUUUGCCUUUUUAUGACCUUAACUUGAUGUUUCCUUUUGUGUUUGUAUAAUGAUUGUAUAUUACACGUGUUUAUUCAAUGCAUUGUCAUCGACUUUGCGUUUAUGUAUUCAUGAUUGUGUUUGAUUAAUUAUAAAUGAAAAUAUAUUUUUACGCGUCAUUGCAACAUGGAUUUUGCUAAUGGUAAAGCAAAUUUAAAUAGUUUGGAGCGUUUUGAAAAGUAUUCAUUUAAUGUAAAUUGUUGUUUUCAGUUGCAUUGCAUUUAUUCAAUAGGGAUGUUGUUAUUAAAUAGAUAUGUUAAUUUCGAACUAGUUAACAAGAGAACCCAUUAAUAGUACGAGUAAAUAAAAUGACCGCCGCAUUAUUACUGAAAUAAUAUCCAAACAAACGCAGUUUAACAAACAGGCAUGGUAAUUCGCCCUAUUCGUUCAAUGAAAAAUGUAUGUGUGUACGAUACAAAUACUGGUAGAUCGUGGUAACAUGAUUUCGAAAUUAAUCAAUAUUUACAUAACGCUCUACGCCGUAUUUAAAUUAUUUUUCGAGGAGCUAAUGUAUACAUUUUUGACCCGCAAAACUAGAUGCGCGGACAUUAAAAAUGAAUUGUGAGCAAAUGUAACUGACUUGCCAUUGUUUGAAGCCCCUUUGUACACAUGGAAAAGCUUUAAUUUGUCCGCAGCUGUUAACACUGGUAGCCCGCAUAUAAGACAGUUUUCAAUUAAUGAAGUCGUUUGUUAAUUUCAGACUUGCAAGUAGUUUAAUGGUCGUCACUUAUGGUAACCAUUGUUUUUUUUCUCUAAUAAUAUCGGAGAGCCACAUUUCCACGUCAACUAUACUUCCCUAAACCUGAAUAAAUUUCAGUUGCAAAAGUCAUUUGUUUAUUUUCCUUUAAUAUUAAGAAAAAUUAAACUGUCGCAUCUUCGGUAGCUAAUGCCCUGUGUAUCGAAUACAAUCUUAGGUUAAGCAUACAUAUAUAUUGCAAAUGCACCGUGAGUCUUAAAGGGGACUUUUUACAGAUUUUGGUAUGUAUUGAAGUUAACUUUGUCAUUAACUGCUUUAUAUUAAUAAUUGUAAACAUUGGAUCUAAAAAGCUCCAGUAAAAACAAGAAUAGAAUAUACAAAUACAAAAGCAACCAUCAACUAGGCUCGAACCACUGACCCCUGUAGUCCUGGAGUAAAACUCUAACGUUUAGACCACUCAACCAUCCGUGCUGGUGCAAUGUGUCCUGUAUUUUGUUCUUUAUAUAAGCAAUACUCGUGGCUUCACAACAUAUAACGGCAAAAACAACUCUCUAAAUUAUUCAAUCGUUUCGCGCUGCAACGCUUUGUAAUUGAUGCGUAUAAUGGAUAUUCUAGAGCAUGGUAAAUGUUCCGUAUUACUGUUUCCACACAAAUAUCAUAACUAAGACGAAAAUUUGCAAAUCUGAAACUACAGUUUUUAAUUUUGUCAAUUUACCAAAACGUGAAAAGGCCCCUUUAAAGUGAAAACGUGAUUCUUAUGAGCAUAUGUUUAGAAUAUGUAGAAACAUAGUAUAACAACUGGCUAGUGUAGCACAAAAGAACGAUUUGGGUUGAUAUUACCUGUUGAGUAAAAUUGAAAAACUGUUAUCGAGCCAAACGAAAGUUGUUAUUGUUCAUCUACCGAUGAUUUGGUCAACGUCCUUUUUUUGUUUUGUUAUUUUAAAUAUUUUGCAGAUUUAUAAUGUAAAUGAACGUUAGUGCGCAUACUCAUUUCGAAGCUAUAUGCAACGUGCAAACAUAAAGAUUAAAAGCAAAAACAAUUGUCUGCGAACAUGCUAGUACUACAUGCGUUUCUAUUGCAAUAAUAAAAUUGCAUGACAA